UGUGAAGUUAUCACAUGCUAUUGAAAGACAAACACUGUCGCUCAUGACCAUUGAUAUGGUAAAGUCAUUGGCGCCUUGGAGUUGCCUGGGAGACGCUCAAACAUCAUGCGCAGUUACUCUGCAGUGAUGCAAGCUGUCCCAACUCACCACACACCCGCUAAGUGCGAUCAACCAGCGAGAAGAAUAAAGACGAUACGCUCAUCUUGAACAUGUUAUGUGGGCAAAAGAACAGGUAUUUUAGAACCAUUGCGCAUUACCGGAUUCAUUCAUUUUUUUAAGACAUGGAAGCGAACCUGCUCAUCACCUGAAGACAACUGUCCCAGUUGAAGUGCUAUGGCCCCUGCUGCAGUGAAGAGUCCUAGCCUCAGGCCUUCAUAGUGGACAUUGCCCUAUCAACACACACAGGUGUAGGCCAGGGUCAGACUCCCGGAGCAGGGAUGAUCACUUCUCACCAGAACGGAGGACCCGGAUAUGUAACAGAGGACCCAAUGGGGCCUGUAAAUGGCACGGAGGGUCCUGGGAGUGGAGACAAGCUGCAGCAGAGAGAGAGGGCUGUGGAUGUCCCCCCUGGGGACCGGGUGGUGGGAACUGUUAGCAGCAUGGUGCAGGGUUCCCGCAGCAGCGCCCAGAUGGAGAGGAUGCAGCAGUACCAGGAAGAGCUGAGGAGGAAGCGGGAGGAGGACGCCAACAAAGGGAAGCAUGAAAUCGAUCUCAACGCCUCGCUCAGGCUCAAGAAGUUGGCCCAGAACCCAGCCAAGACGGGUAUCGACAACCCCACGUUCGAAGCGCCUGAGGCAGGCAAGGAGACCAAGGAUGGGAGCCCCCUGCCUGGUGGGGACACAGCUGCGGAGCUGGAAGAUCUGCUGGAGGCCCUACGACGGGUGCAGAGCUGCCUAGUGGACACCCAAUCGCAGGCCGACGUGGCUCUGGUGCUGGGCAUGCUGCACAAGGAGGACUUCCAGAGCGCCUUCACCAUCCACAGUGCCGUGACCCAGCAGAUGCAGCCGCGCGGCAGCCCGCCCUUGCCCCUCACCUCACAGGCCCAGGACCUCUGCCUGGAGGUGCAAUACAUCCUCCAGUCCACUCAACAUAAAGAGGGUGUAGAGCUCAGUAACCUACUCACCACUCCCCACCUCCAGGCUCUGAUACAGGCCCAUGACAGGGUGGCAGAGCAGGAGUUGGAGCCGGACCCAGAAGAGAGUGUGAUUCAGUACAUGGGAGAGACCGUCAAACUGGUGCGGCUGGAGAAGGCCGGUGACAUGCCUCUGGGAGCCACAGUUCGUAACGAAAUGGACAGCGUGGUGGUGAGUCGUGUGGUGAAGGGCGGGACAGCCGAGCGGAGCGGACUACUGGCCGAGGGAGAUGAGAUCCUGCAGAUCAACGGCGUGCCCGUCCGUGGGAAAAACGUCAAUGAGGUCCAUGACCUUCUGACGGAGAUGCAUGGCACUUUGACCUUCCUUCUCAUCCCCAGCUCUCAGAAGAAAACUCCCCCACACAGAGAGACGGUGAUGCACGUGAGGGCGUAUUUUAACUACGACCCAUCUGAUGACCCGUACGUGCCGUGCAGGGAGCUGGGCCUGUCCUUCCGGAAGGGAGACAUCCUCCACAUUAUCAGCCAGGACGACCCCAACUGGUGGCAGGCCUACCGGGAGGGAGAUGAGGACAACCAGCCCCUAGCCGGGCUAGUACCAGGGAAGAGCUUCCAGCAGCAGAGAGAAGCUAUGAAGAAAACCAUUGUGGACAGGAAUCCUGACAGCCCAGGGAAGCUUUGGUGUUCGAAGAAGAACAAAAAGCUGAGGAAGAAAACCAUGUACAACCCCAGCAGCAACGUUGACUACUCCGCCGAUGACAUCCUGACCUAUGAUGAGAUGGCGCUCUACCACCAGCCGGCCAGUCGCAAGCGACCCAUCGCCCUGAUUGGUCCGCCCAACAGCGGGCAGGACGAACUGCGGCGGAGGCUGCUGUCUAUCCAGCCGGACAGAUUCGCCAGCGCUGUGCCACAUACAACGAGAAGCCCACGGAUACAUGAGAAGAAUGGGAGGGAGUACCACUUUGUGACCCGGCUGGCGUUUGAGACGGACGACGCAGCAGGGAAGUUCAUCGAGUCUGGGGAGUACGACAGGAACUUGUAUGGCACCAGCUGUGACUCGGUUCGACAGGUCAUCAACUCAGGCAGGAUCUGUCUGCUGUGCCUGCACACUAAGUCACUGCGGGUGCUCUGGUCCUCCAACCUCAAGCCCUAUGUGAUCUUCAUCGCUCCUCCCUCUCAGGAGCGAUUGCGCACCCUGCUGGCCAAGGAUGGAAAAAACCCAAAGCCAGAGGAACUGAAGGAGCUGAUGGAGAAGGCCUGGGAGAUGGAGCAGGCCUACGGCCACCUGUUUGACACCGCCAUCGUUAACAGCGAGCCAGAAACAGCCUUCCACGAGCUGCUACGGCUCAUUGACAAGUUGGACACAGAGCCCCAGUGGGUACCCUCCUCCUGGUUGUGCUAGGGGUCAGGGUUCACCCUAGAGGUCAAUCCCAGGGAGCCUCAUGAAUGAGUGUGGCCUGGGUCGUGUUCAUUAGGCACCAAACGGAAGAAAACAGAUUGAAACAGGAAGGGACUACAUGGACUCGUCCAAUAAGAACCACCUGUUUUCUUUCAGGAAAAAAAGUACAUGUUUCACUACAGUGUACCCUAAUGAACAUGACCCACAGCUCUGACCCUAAAAGGAAUGGACAAUGAUCGUUGAGGCCACCGUUAGACCCUCGUUGACACAAAAUAGAGGGCCCAUGCCUUCUCUGACCAAAAGGGUGACUUGUCCUUUAACUAGCCUUCUUAUGGUAGGUGGACUUUACAUUUGCAGGGAUGGAUACUGUCUUGUGUAUUUUGUCUGUGUGAAUGUUCUUGUGUCAAUGUCGUCAUCAUUCCAGUAGCCUAUGCAAAGACAUUUAUCCGCAACUGUAGAAAACAUAUUUCAACCUCAAGUUAUUUAUGAUUGUAAAAUGUGUAUUUUUUUUAGAAGAGGUGAUUUACCAUUACCUCAGACCCCAAUGUAAGGUAUACAACACACAGGAGCAAGAUCUCUCAAUGGAGGACCAAAGUGAAGCCGUUUGUAUUCUAAAUAUGGUAAGGUAGUUGCCGUGUAUAAACGAUAGUGUUGUGUUGCUGCGCUUGUAUCAUCAGUAAAGAUCACCUUAGUAGCUAUUGUAUCGAGGGGCUUGAUUCAAUCAUUAUCGCCGGAGAUCUGCGCUAUAGCGUGCUUGAAGUUGUAAUUUUCCGAUUGAGCCGAUACAUGCAGCGUUUAUCGGGAGUCCAGUCACCGCAAACAUGGGAAUGUUGCCUUUAAAUUUCAAUCGCACUGAACUUCAGCGUUACACAUUAAAUCAAGCUCCUAGUUAGGUUGAAUAAUUAGGAGCAGUAGCCUACUUCAACAAUUAAUCUGGCAAACAUUUUUCAUUGGUACUCAAGAAGCUAUCUUCAAUAAAAUUAACAUUUCUCUUGA
Oncorhynchus kisutch (coho salmon) is the source of this 3485-nucleotide messenger RNA. Its product is annotated as MAGUK p55 subfamily member 5. The transcript is spliced from 14 exons. The record is from RefSeq and is a predicted model, not a curated record. Gene Ontology annotation, molecular function: protein binding. NCBI's taxonomy places the organism in Eukaryota, Metazoa, Chordata, Actinopteri, Salmoniformes, Salmonidae. Bases 438 to 2492 code for a protein of 684 amino acids.